Messenger RNA from Rhagoletis zephyria (snowberry fruit fly), 414 nucleotides. RefSeq lists its product as uncharacterized. The record is from RefSeq and is a predicted model, not a curated record. Lineage: Eukaryota; Metazoa; Arthropoda; Insecta; Diptera; Tephritidae.
AUGGGUGGUCAAGCGACAAGCGAAAAGAAAUUAUUCAAGAAAUUGCAACAGAAAGAUGAUUACGAAUACGAAGAUGAUUACGAAUACGAAGAUGAUUACGAAUACGAAGAUGAUUACGAAGAUGAAGAUGAUGACAAAUACGAAGAUGAUUAUGAAUACGAAGAUGAUUAUGAAUACGAAGAUGAUUACGAAUGCGAAGAUGAUUACGAAUGCGAAGAUGUUACGAAUGCGAAGAUGAUUACGAAUGCGAAGAUGAUUACGAAUGCGAAGAUGAUUAAGAAUACAAAGACGAUUACGAAUUCAAAGACGACUACAAAUACGAGUAUUAUAACGAAUACGAAUGAUAAAGCGGCGGCAACGGCGAAUACGAUGAUGAAUACAAAGAUAAACAUGAAAGGCAAAUGGAUUUUAUGA